This is a messenger RNA of Anopheles aquasalis, 2422 nucleotides long. RefSeq lists its product as uncharacterized. NCBI's taxonomy places the organism in Eukaryota, Metazoa, Arthropoda, Insecta, Diptera, Culicidae. The record is from RefSeq and is a predicted model, not a curated record.
GUGCUCCAACGGCCAGGAUCACCUUCCAUCCAAUCCACCACCAGACACUAGUCUAGUUUCCUUUACUUUCCCCCCCACCACCACCCCCCACCCCACAAACUCCUUUCACAGUAACUCCCCUUUGUUCCGGGUGUGCGAGUGAUAAGUGCAAGGAUACCAGGAACCGUUACUGUGAUAUUCGUCCGUCCGUUCGCCACCGUUCGAUUACCCAACGACAUCACAAUGAAUCUCUUCGCGGUGUUCUUCGCCUUCGUCCUGACCGUAGCCACCGUCGCGGCACAGCGCUUCGGAUUCCCACAGACGACCCAGUUCGGGCUGGCCUCGCUGACCGGUGACUUCGGUGGUCCGACGGCCUUCGGUGGACAGGAUUUGUCAGGUAGUUUGAACGCUGGUAUCAGAGAUCCAAGACAGAACCGAGGACCAGUUGUGUUCCCGCCUGCCCCGGCCGAUGCUCCGGUUGAGUCGAGCGGAGUGAUCGUCGGUGCUUCCGGAUACGGUUUCGUGCCCCCGAACACGCCCCAGAAUUUCUACUAACUUCGCACGAACCAGUGGCCAACCCAAUCCAAACCCAAACCCUUCCUCAACCUCCUGAAUCCUACCAACUUCCCACCUGAUCUCCUGAUCCUACCUGAACACCAGCCCAGAGGGAGAAAGAGUGCACCGGAUGUGAUGUUAAUCUUAAACCGGGGGAUGUCUGGAACCGCCGUAGAAGAUCGACGACCAGCAGCGUAAUGGGUCGACCCCAGGCCGCACGGUGGUGGUACUAGAGAACCUGUACCAGAAGCCUUCUGUGUGACUAACCGUGGAGAAGUGUUCUUUAGAUGCGCAUAACACCGAUUACGCCACUACGAUACUCCAACUAGCACCAACUGCAAGAGUGUACAUAUCAACCUUCUUCCAACCUUCCCACCACCCUCGUUUCUUCCCGUUGCAGAUGCGAAUGCGCUGUACAGAAACUUGCGAUACUUCUAAGUCACUACUAUAUACACAAUGACCCAACACCACAACACAUUGACACUCACAAUUACACGGGUAAAUCCAACAGCGGCUCACCGAUCAGCCCACCGACGAGCUGACCCGAAUUCCCCAUUCCCCAAUCCCCUCACCCCUUCCCCUACCGCUACAGUACGUCACACAUUUUCAAGAUCACUAGGCCAAUGCGACACACAGGGAGGAGGUUUCCGCAUCUGCGCCAGCACCGGUUGCAAGCACCACUAAGUAGCACAUGGCCGCCACUAGCGGCAGUCACAUAGUAGUCACCAGCUCAGACCAGACCAGCACAGCACAGACACACGAUAGUACACAGAGCACCGGCCACGAUCCGAUGAGAUUUGGUCGGAAGUUAGGAAGUUAGAAGACGACGGCACCGAACGGAAACACCGGGCCCACACCCGGUCACGUCUCGUUUAGUAUACGUUUAGGUGCAUCGCCGUACAUGGAAAGUGUUUGAAUUUGAUGCCAUAUCAAAUUUUUUGACAACAAAAUCCACCAACCCAGUGCGACAGAGGACAGAGACUGCGAGUUUCUCGCUCGGCUCUAUCUUCUCGCCUGAGUUUGAUUACUAUAAAUCUGUUACUUGACUAUGAUUAUGUGUGCUACGCACUCGAUCCGCCGCAAGAGAAGAAGGAGUGGGACUUUCAGGUCCUUCCACGAUCCAGGCACUCUGUGUGGUAGAUUAAGUAAGCGAGCUAGGAUCGAUAUUUAUUAGUAGUAUGGCGCGGUGCCUGCAUCCAUGAAAAUGUGCAUCCCCUGUACAGUCCUAUCCCCUAUUCCCCGCCCUAUCCCGAAACCUAAUGUCCCAUCCCAGUUCCUAAUACACUGUUCCCCGAAAAACAAACUAAAACACAAACACCGGCACGUGUACAAACGAUGUAGCGAGUGCGUUUCCGUGGCGUGAACACCCUGUAUAAAGAAUGACAACCCCUUAAGCACGUGGAAACAUCCAAGCAACACGCCUCUGUACCAUAUUAUGCCAACAUCCCCCCCCCCUUUUCUUGUACAAACGAUCCUGGGAGUGAAAAUGAGAGAGAACGAGCGGAUCACCUGGUAGAGAUCGCAUGCGGGGGAGGAAAGUGUGUAGCCGGUUCCCCCUCUCCCCUGGCGGGGAGGAAUCCGGUCUUUCGUUACUCUACUGUGUACGAUAGUUUGUAGCGAUUAAUUGGUAACUUAAUAAAUUAUUGUACAGAUGACAUUUAAGACAGUUUUGCCUACAGCCUUCUGCCUUUACUGAUUUAGCACUAGUGGUUUUGUUUUUGCAUGCGUGUGUGUGGGUGAUUGGUUGUGUGUGCACGUGCGUGUUCGUAAUCGAUUUUCAAAUAGCAACAUCAGGAGCAACAUCAGCAACAGCGUCAGCAACAGGUGGCACUGGGCAGUUCAAUUAAUUCCCUACUACUUCCAGACCACCCUUUCCGUCCGGUGGGCA